CAAUACUGGUCGUAUACAUAUGUGUGUGCGUUUGUGGGUGGUGGGGGGUAUGAUUAUGCAUAAAACAAACAACAAGUAGCUGCAGCAAAACAACAUAUAGCGGUAAACGAACCCACACAUGAGCAGCAAACAAGUUUCAACGCCGAACGGUCUCAAAAAUCGCGCAAUUGGCCGCCAUGGAGUUCAUUAGCCAUUUCUUACGAGCGACGAGCAGACGCACCGCCUUAUUGGGUCCAAUCCUGCAGAGAAAUCGUAGCGAAAUCUUUCAAAAACAGUAAGGUUUCCAUGCCACAACUAUGGCUGCGUGUGUGUAUGUUGGGUGGCGGGGCAGCACAGCGUUGCCACCUACACGCACACUGAUAACGCGGUUGUUUUUGGUGAAAUUUCACAACUGGCCAAGAUCUUUAAUCAAUCGACAGGCAUCCAGCAGAUACAGAUCCAGCUGCAGCACCAUGGACACCACAGUUCACUCCGCCGGCAUUAAUGAGACCCACCUGGUGCCCAUGAGCGUCAUCCAGCGACCCAUUCCCUCCGUUCUGGACGAGCAGAAGGUGCAAUCCCUGAUGGAAACCAUUAAGAACGAAGCCAGCGAGGAGGAGGUGCCUCCCAUCGACCUGCUGUGGAUCACGGGCAGCGAAGGAGGCGACUACUACUUCAGCUUUGGCGGAUGCCACCGGUUCGAGGCGUACAAGCGGCUCCAGCGACCGACGAUUAAGGCGAAGCUGGUGAAGUCCACCCUGGGCGAUCUAUAUCACUACAUGGGCUCCAGUGCACCCAAGUACCUGGCCUAAUCUUUGUGCAUUUGUUGUUUCAUUGUUCGUUUUUGAUAAGAAAGUCGUGAUCGCUGGAUAAAGUUCGAAUUUCACGGCCAGAGCAAUAAGAAUAGCUUUAUUCUUUGUUUUUGUUUUUUUGUUCCUUUCUGUUUCUGUUUCAAUUUUUUUGUUUUUUUUUGGCAAACGUUAAAUUUGCGUACAUACUGAGCUUAUCGCUGGACUCUGAGUUUGUUUACCUAAUCUGCCAC
Messenger RNA from Drosophila erecta, 1021 nucleotides. It is a transcript of the gene Srx, whose product is annotated as putative sulfiredoxin. Gene Ontology annotation, biological process: cellular response to oxidative stress. The transcript has 2 exons. Gene Ontology annotation, molecular function: sulfiredoxin activity. The coding region runs from base 297 to 791 and encodes 164 amino acids. The record is from RefSeq and is a predicted model, not a curated record. NCBI's taxonomy places the organism in Eukaryota, Metazoa, Arthropoda, Insecta, Diptera, Drosophilidae. Gene Ontology annotation, cellular component: cytoplasm.